AAAGUGGCAGAAAGCAAAAAUGAUGACAAAAAUUACAAAGUUAGAAUGAAUGAAACACAAACUACCAAGAAUGAAAGAGGCGACACGUCACAAGAUUCUGACUACGAAAAAGUAAAUUCAUCAGAAAGUCUGUGUGGAAAGCAGAAGAAAGUGGCAGCAAGCCAAAAUGAUGACAAAAAUUCCAAAGUUGGAAAAAAGGAAACACAAAAUUCCAAGACUGGAAUAGGCAACACGUUGCAAGGUUCUGACCACAAAAAAGUAAACUUGUUAAAAAAUCUGUCUUCAAAGCAGAAGAAAGUGGCGGAAAGCAAGAAUGAGUACAAAAAUGAUGAAGUUGAAAUGAAGGAAACUCAAACUUCCAAGAAUGAAAGAGGCAACUUGUCACAAGGCUCUAACAACAAAAAAGUAAAUGCAGUAAAAAAUCCAUCUGCAAAGCAGUGCAUUGUCACACCGGAUGGUAAACGUCAAAACACCAGCGCAUUAAUUGCAGGAAGCCCUUCAAAGCUUAUAAAGAUAAAUAGUACUACAGGACAAACUCCUCAAUUCGCAAAGUUGAGCUUGUCAAGAGAUAACAAGAAAAUCAGCACUGUUCGUUCAGCAUUAUUCAAAGAUAAGGAGUUAUCACCACCCCGUCGUCGAAUAAAAUUAGAAGAACAAGCGUUAUCAGACAAUGAGGAAAUAUUACAUAGCUUGUCGGAUGAUGAAAAAGUGAGCUCUGACAGUGACAAAGAAGAACUUUCAAUGAUUAAUAAUUAUGAUGACGUAUCAAUCAUUUCGGAUCCAAUGAGUGACUUGGAAUCACAGGUGAAUGAACAGCUAUCAGCUGAUGAACGUGAUAUAGAAGUAGGCGAUUUGCUAUCAGAUUCUGAAAAUCAUACCGAGCACCAAAACAGCGAAUUGGAAUCGAACGAUGAAAGUGAUUCGGAACUCAAAACCUUUGAACAAAAAUCAGACUCUAUAAGUGAUACCGAAGACGAAACGAAUGAACACCUUUCAGAUAAUGAAAAUAUUAUGUCGGACAAAACCCAAUGGAAAAUGAAAGAUCUUGUGCAGGACUCCUCAAAAAAGAAGUAUGGAAACGUGAGAAAAAUUGCAGACAUUUCGCCGCAGAUCGGAAACUUUUGGGCUAUUAGAGAUGAUACGUCUAUAAGUAAUACAUCAGACGAAGUUCUUACCCAAACCGAAUUAAUGACAAUACCAGAUAAAGUUGCCCAAAAAUUUAUGGAUAAAAUGUCUCGUGGCCCAACAUUUACCUGCAUGUGUUGUGACUUCAAGCAUUUUAAGGAGGCAGUUUCCCACAUCAGUAAACAUUCACGUCUUUUAUCUAACUGUACAGUGCCAGAGUCUUCUUAUCGGAGUAUUCAAAAUACACCUCACAUCUGCUUAAGAUGCUUAAAAUCUUUAGAGAAAAAAAAGUUGCCCCCUAUUGCUGUUGCAAACGGACUAGCUUUUCCUAAUGUUCCAAGUUGUGUACGAGAUCUAUCAUCGUUAGAAGAGCGAAUGAUUAGUCCUUUUGUUCCCUUUAUGCAAAUAAGAGAACUCACACCUUAUUCAUUAAACCCCCAGUUAGGAAUAAAAGGAUCAAUAGUGCAUAUCCCAAUCGAUUUAAAUACAGUUUUUAAACAAAUAUUACCUAGAUCAUUUGACGACAUGUACAUAAUAUUACUUCAGUUUAAAAGAUGCUUGCACCAUUCGUCAAAUUAUUUAUUUGAAACGAUACGUCCCUUUAAAAUCAUAAAAGCUCUUCAAUAUUUAAUUAACACACCCUUGUACAAGAAACAUAAAAUUAAGAUAGAUCCAGAAUUUUUCAACCGAUAUUCAGAAUAUCCAGAUGCCGAGGUAAUGUUUGCAAAUGACAAGGAAAUCAUGUCAUAUUUAACAGAGUUAUUUCAAAAUUUAAAACUUAACGAUGAGAGUGCCGAAAAAGGCAAAGCAAAUGAUAAUCAAUCCCAAGACAGUGAACCAAUUACAGAUACUCAUAACAACGCAGAUCAAGAGAUCUUACUUCAAAGCGGCCAGUCGCUACUUCAGAAUAGGGCUAAAAUAACAAUUGCUCCCGGUGAGAAUAUGACUCCAAUUUCUUCAAAUACAGAAGAUGUUGCAUUCCUCUGCCACCCAAAAAUCUACGGUGGCCAUUCUUAUAAUUUAAUACAAACUCUUACCUUGAAAGAGAUUGCUAAAUCUGAAAUACUAAAAUCAGACAGGAGAGCGUGUGAACCAAAAAAAUUAUUGUACACAGCGCAUACCAUAAUUGAGAAACAAAUUUCAUCAAAAGUUAACAUUGCUGUUCGAAGAUGUAAAUCAAAAACUAUUACUAAAAGUGAAAUUAACGACGUAGACAAAUUGCAAAAUUUAUGCAAAGAUGAUGCAGCCUAUUAUUUACUACAAGAUGUACGACCAACACCAGCAUUUUCAGAGCGAAAAAAAAAAGAUCUAAUAGCCAUGUAUCGUCAGUUAGGCAAACCUACAAUUUUUCUAACUUUGUCUGGCGCUGAAAAACAAUGGCCAGAACUUUUAUCAAUCCUGUACCAUAAUGUCCAUAAUGUAAAUAUUACAAUUGAAGAAGCUACACAGUUAGAUGAUUCUAAAAUCGCGUACUUAAUUCAACAAGACCCAGUGACAUGCGCCCGUUAUUUUGAUUAUAAAAUCCGCAAUUUCUUCACAAUGAUACUUCAAAAUCCCCAAGGACCAUUUCAUGAAUAUCCUCUGAUAGAUUACUUUUACCGAACUGAAUUCCAAAAUCGUGGAAGUCCACAUAUUCACGCCUUUUUAUAUUUGAAAAAUGCACCUAAGUUUAGUAAAGAUUACAAAGAACACUUGGUUGAAAUAUUGGCUUUUAUUAAUCGUUUCAUCACAGCACGUGCAAGUAACUUGACAAAUCUUCAAAUGCACAAGCAUACUCACACUUGUUUUAAAGGUAAAAACAAACAUAAAAAAAUUUGUCGAUUCAAUUUCCCAAGGCCUAUUUUUGACACAACAAUCAUCUUAGAGCCUGAAACACUAAAGAAAAAACAGGACGUAGAAAACUGGAAACUGAUUGAAGCAGCCUUGAAAGAAUUGUCUCACCGUGAUCAUGCAACAGAAGCGGCAUUGACUUUAGACGAUUUUCUACAAAAGAGACUGAAUUCCAUGUCUUUUGAUGAAUACAUUCGAGCAAUCAAGUGUUCAAUCAAAACUACAACCAUUUUUUUAAAACGUAACAGUCACGAGAUAAACAUAAACAAUUACAAUUAUGACAUUUUAAAGUUGUUCUCCUCAAACAUGGACAUACAAAUAGUUAUUGAUGAGUAUGCUUGUGCAUCAUACAUAAUAAAUUACCUAACUAAAUGUAACUCUGAGGUUUCAAGAAUUUUACGCAUGAUCUCAGAAGAGUCUCAAUCCGAAAAUACAGCCGCGUCUUUCCGAAAAAAAUUAUACAAAAUAGCGAAUGUCUUUUUAAAUUACUUUACAAUGGGUGCCCAAGAAGCUGCAUACAUUAUAUUAGGCCUUGAAUUAUUUAGAUCAUCUAGAGCAACAGUUUUCAUUAACACUAAUAAACCGGAAAACCGAGCUAGAAUGUUAAAAAGCAAAGCUCAACUGGAUCGAUUGCCUCCUAACUCAACAGAUAUAUACAUACAAGAUACUAUUGAUAAGUAUGCUCUUAGACAAGAAAGUUUUGCGCAUUACUGUUUAGCAGACUAUGUUGCUCAAAUUAAAGAUUCUGCAAAAGCUCGAGAUAGCGAAGAUGAAAUUGAAGAAAUGAAUGCUAAUAGACAAAAACCUAAAAUUAUUAGAUUUUAUUCAACUUUUGAAAAUUUUGAAGACAUUAUGAAUAAAUUCACCAUUGAAAAUGACGUUCUUAGCAACUCGGACCUCAACUACAAAGAACUAACUCAUUAUACAGAUGAUUUACUUGGAGCUGAACCGGAAGUCUCAGAGAAUGUUAAAAAUAAUUUAUUACGAAACGUUCCUCUUUUACAAGUUGACGAAUCUGACAGUGAAAUACUUAAUACUCUGAAUGACGAGCAACGGCCAUUUGCCCUUCAAGUUCUUCAUAAUUUCAAGACGGGUGCCAUACCUUUUCACUACAUUUUAAGUGGUGCCGCUGGCACGGGUAAAUCUUACACAGUUAAAGGCAUUGCAAAAUUAGUAACGAAUUAUUUCAACUCCUUACCGAAUGAACCUCUAGACAUGGUGAAAGUAUUAAUUGUAUCAGUAACCGGAAAAGCUGCCUUUCUUGUGAAUGGAACAACUGUUCAUACAGCUUAUUCGUUACCAAUCAGUCAGUAUUCGAAAGAUUUGCCAGAUCUCCGAGCUGACAUUGCUAAUACUAUUCGAAAGCAUUACAGCUCUGUUCGAUUGAUUAUUUUCGACGAAUGGACCAUGUUAGGAAAGCGUUUACUGUAUCAAGCAAACAUCCGACAACAACAACUCUCUGGCAAUAAUGCACCUUUAGGAAACAUCCCAGCAAUUAUGGUAGGAGAUAUAUAUCAAUUAAAUCCAGUUUUUGACAUUCCUCUGUACGAUAAAAGUAAACUAGACUUACGAUUUCUUAAUAUAGAUCAUUUGUGGUCAUUAUUCAAAUUCUACGAACUUAAAACCAUUAUGCGUCAAAAAGAGGAUUUAAAAUUUUGUAGAGCUCUUACCAAUUUUGCAGAAGGACAAUUGACAGAUGAUGAUUUGCGUUUAUUUAACAGUCGAAAUAUACAACAGAAUAAUCUCAAAUUGCCGAAAGACACAAUCCACCUAUUUUUCGACAAUAAAUCAGUUGACGAUUGCAAUGAGAAGUUACUGUCCCUCAAGAAAGGUUAUAGCACUACUUCUAGAGCAAUAGAUCAAAUACAUGGACCAAUCACUGAUACACAAAAAAAAUCUAUCUUGCACACGUACAGUCUUAGACACAAAAAAUUAACUCAAAAUAUAGCGUAUGAAAUUUUUUUAAAAAUUUCUGGCAAGUACAUGAUUGUAUCAAACUUAGAUAUACGUGAUGGUUUAGUGAACGGAACAGUUGGGGAACUCAGACGGAUUGUAGAAAAGAAUAAUGAAAUUAAAGCUCUCUUUUUCGAUUUUAAGGAAGAACGGAUAGGGCGUGAUGCAAGAAAUAAUAUAGACACUCAAUAUAAAAAAAUUGCCGGAAAGUUCACACCCCUUUUAAGAAAAACGAUUACUAUUAAGAAUAAUCACUCCAGCAAAACAACCAUUACUCGAACACAAUUCCCUAUUACAGCCGCAGAGGCAGGAACUAUUCACAAGUCACAAGGAAGUACUUACCCUUCUGUUUGCCUUCAUUUAAAUACCAUUAAAAAGCCAACCACAAAUCUACUAUAUGUAGGAUUAAGUAGAACACCAUCACUUAGAAACUUAUUUAUUGACGGAGAGUUAAAAAGAUCUCAUUCCAAAGUCAACAAAUUACUCCGCGCAGAAUUACAACGUUUACGAACUCAUGCUAAAUUAACUUUACCACUAUUCGAUAAAUAUAAAGAAGGCUGCUUCACGAUCUUCUAUCACAAUGUAAGAACUCUUACUUCACAAAAAAUCCAGGACAUUCCUUUAGAUCCGCUAUUCUCAAAGCAUGAUCUCGUUAUAUUUUCAGAAGCUAAAGUCAGAAAUGUUCCACCAACAGCUUUCCAGCCUUUCAACGUUCAACAUAUCUCUGGAUCGCAACAAACUGACAACUUUCCAAAUAUUUUAUGUUUAGGAAAACAGCCGUUUACAUUUAUUAAAAAUUUUAGAGAAGUAAAGAACAAAAAAGUCUUGGACUUAACAUUAAUUAAAUUACAACAAGUAUACGUUAUAACUGGUUACGCAACACCAACAACAA
Messenger RNA from Bemisia tabaci, 5800 nucleotides. Lineage: Eukaryota; Metazoa; Arthropoda; Insecta; Hemiptera; Aleyrodidae. The record is from RefSeq and is a predicted model, not a curated record.